Prunus dulcis (almond) is the source of this 2792-nucleotide messenger RNA. RefSeq names its product probable cyclic nucleotide-gated ion channel 20, chloroplastic. The coding region runs from base 277 to 2622 and encodes 781 amino acids. Gene Ontology annotation, cellular component: membrane. The transcript is spliced from 13 exons. The record is from RefSeq and is a predicted model, not a curated record. Gene Ontology annotation, molecular function: monoatomic ion channel activity. Lineage: Eukaryota; Viridiplantae; Streptophyta; Magnoliopsida; Rosales; Rosaceae. Gene Ontology annotation, biological process: monoatomic ion transport; transmembrane transport.
UUAUUUUCAUCGAAGCUUCCUUUGUUUUACCAGUCUAGUAACUUAUUCUUCCAUUCCAUCCACAACUAGUUUCCUCUCUCUCUACCUUCUUAGUCCUUGUGCUCAGUCAACGCUUUUAGUCUUCGCCGACCUCUCUCUUCUCUCGCUCCCCCGUGAUGAGAAAGAAAGAAUGUGUCUUUUUAAGUUUGUUAAUUCGUACGUAAGAUCCUCCAGUUUCAGGUUCAGCCACUUAUUAAACUUUGCUUCUCCUUGGGGUUCAGGUCCAAUCUGUGAGAAAUGGCUGGUUAUGAAAGAGAUGAGGUACCCAUGCUAUCGGACACUCACCCACAAUUAUCAGAUGAAAAUGUGCACUUACAAUUUGAGACAUUUAUGUCACGAACCAGAAGUGCAUCAGUUUCCAUUCCUAUGGACUCUAUGGAACCGUCAUAUGAAAGGGAGGCUAGCCUUGUAAGCCAUACUGGUCCCUUGAGGAGUCGAACAAAAACUCCAUUCCUCCCUAUGAGUGGUCCAUUAUAUAACCGCAGGCCUGAUAACAUUUUCCGGCUAACUCAAGCUGUACCAGGGCAAGAAGAAGCAGUCAAAACUGCAGGAGAAAAGUUUCCUUCUACUAAUGUGACAAACCAGAAUGAAGGGACAGAUGACAACUAUGCUGGAAAAAAUGAACACUUACUGAGAUCUGGGCAAUUGGGGAUGUGCAAUGAUCCUUACUGCACAACUUGCCCAACAUACAAUCUCAAGCCUGCUCAACCACAACACUCAAAGGCUUCGGGUAUAUUUGAUCCCAAGUUCCAUAAUGCUCUCUAUGGGGAUGCCAAAGGCUGGGCGAGGAGAUUUUUCUCUUUUCUGCGUCUAUAUAUUCCUGGAGUUAUGAACCCUCAUGCUAAAGUGGUGCAACAGUGGAACAAGCUUUUUGUCAUUUCAUGCUUAGUAGCAAUUUUUGUAGAUCCAUUGUUUUUCUUCGUGCUGUCUGUUCAAAAGGAUAAUAAAUGCAUAGUUCUUGAUUGGCCCAUGACGACAACACUUGUGGUUUUUAGAAGCAUGACUGAUUUUAUAUACUUGAUGCACAUACUCCUUCAGUUUAGAUUGGCUUAUGUGGCUCCUGAGUCUAGAGUGGUUGGUGCUGGCGAGUUGGUUGACCAUCCAAAGAAAAUUGCUCGGAAUUACCUUCAAGGAUAUUUUCUAAUUGACUUCUUUGUUGUAUUACCGCUUCCUCAGAUCAUAGUUUUGUUAGUUCUACGAAAAAACUUGGGAUUAUCUGGUGCAAACUAUGCAAAAAAUUUGUUACGUGCUGCAGUUCUUCUUCAGUGCAUUCCCAGGUUGUGUAGGUGUCUACCCCUGCUUGCUGGUCAGUCUCCAAGUGGCUUCAUAUUUGAGUCCGCAUGGGCAAACUUCAUAAUAAAUCUUCUCACAUUUGUGUUGUCUGGCCAUGUUGUUGGGUCGUGCUGGUACCUCUUCGGGUUACAGAGGGUUAAUCAAUGUUUUCGAGAUGUCUGUCAUGACUCUGGAAUUCGUGGGUGCAUGAGCUUCAUAGAUUGUGGGCAUGGAAAUGAGAUUGAAGGUUCUAAAGUGGAAGAUCCAGUACGUGAUAGCUGGAAAAACUAUACGAAUGCUAGUGCUUGUUUAGAUAAAGAUGGUUUUGAUUACGGAAUCUACAGCCAAGCUGUCAAUCUUACAACAGAAAAUAGCGUAAUCACGAGAUAUGUAUACGCACUGUUUUGGGGAUUCCAGCAAAUCAGUACUCUGGCUGGAAAUCAAACUCCAAGUUAUUUUGUUUGGGAAGUCCUUUUUACAAUGGCUAUUAUUGGCCUAGGUCUCUUGCUUUUUGCUCUUCUCAUUGGAAAUAUGCAGAACUUUCUGCAGGCUCUUGGUCGGAGGAGGUUAGAAAUGUCUCUGAGACGUCGUGACGUUGAGCAGUGGAUGAGACAUAGACGCUUGCCAGGGGAACUUAGAAGGCGAGUACGACAAGCUGAAAGGUACAAUUGGGCCGCAACCAGAGGGGUAAAUGAAGAAAUCCUUUUGGAAAACUUGCCUGAAGACCUUCAGACAGAUAUAAGACGCCAUCUCUUCAAGUUUAUUAAGAAAGUACGAAUUUUUUCCCUGAUGGAUGAACCCAUCUUGGAUUCCAUUUGUGGAAGACUAAGACAAAAGAUAUACAUCAAAGGAAGCAAAGUUUUGUACCAUGGUGGUCUAAUUGAGAAAAUGGUUUUUAUCGUGCGUGGAAAAAUGGAGAGCAUUGGAGAAGAUGGGAUUACAGUUUCCUUAUCUGAAGGGGAUGUUUGUGGUGAGGAACUUCUCACAUGGUGCCUUGAGCAUUCUUCAGCGAACAGAGACGGUAAGAUCAGGAUUUCUGGACAGCGAUUGCUUAGCAACAGGAUGGUGAGAUGCUUAACAAACGUCGAAGCAUUUUCACUCCGAGCUGCAGACAUUGAAGAAGUCACCAGUCUUUUCUCCAGAUUUUUGCGAAAACCACGUGUUCAAGGAGCCAUAAGAUAUGAAUCACCUUACUGGAGAGGGCUUGCAGCAAGACGCAUUCAAGUAGCAUGGAGAUACAGGAGAAAACGCCUAAGUCGAGCAGACACCUCUCAAUCCCAAUCCAAUCAUUUUCAUAACCAUGCAUUAUAAUUAUAUAAGUCAGUUAAGUCAGUCACCUUAAUUUUGUUUCUGUAAAGAUGAAGUCCAUGUAUGUAUAAUGUACGUAUAUGUGUGGUGUGGUGUGGUGUAGGAUCAAUCAAUACAGCUUUCAGCUCAUUGAAUCAAAUCCCAUUUAAUUGAAGGAUAUUCAGUUUCUUGAA